Messenger RNA from Ostrea edulis (European flat oyster), 4633 nucleotides. RefSeq lists its product as uncharacterized. The record is from RefSeq and is a predicted model, not a curated record. Lineage: Eukaryota; Metazoa; Mollusca; Bivalvia; Ostreida; Ostreidae. The transcript has 3 exons. The coding region runs from base 389 to 1357 and encodes 322 amino acids. Gene Ontology annotation, molecular function: metal ion binding.
UGUGGACUUAUUGUUUUAUUUACACAAGUCACGUGUCCGUUUAUACCUGAUAUAGAUCUUACAUAACCCUUUCAAUCAAAAUGAAAGUAGAAUCCCGUCGUAUCUAUUUUAAACAAAAGAAAUUCCUACAGGACCCGGAAGCAAAGUCUACCGCGGAAGAGUUAGAAGACGUAAGCUUUCAAAUUCCUGAUUGAUUCAUUGAAUUUCUUGAUGUGGAGUAAACCACGGAACAUUUCUGUACAAACUCCUAUGAAAGGCUUAGUGAGGUGCGCUUCAUAGAAUGAAGAAAGAACAAAUUCAUGUCUUCCGUUUUCACUUUGUUUUCUGACUACACCAACUAAAAAAAUCAGUUAACACACUCGCAUAUUAUCCAGACUGAGUAAGAUUGAUGUCAUUAACCAAUGUGAUGGCCUACCCACGACAUCAAAACGAGGCUUCCUCACCCCCGAUGACCUUUUCUCGUUUUAUAAAAGAAACAGCAGAACGAAUACUAAGGAGAACGGAAGUGAUGACGGUAUCUGGAUUGUCAACGGCAAUCAAAAACGACCAAAGCUGUAAAUACCUUCAGCUGAAACCUUUAACUCUUCAAAAGAUCAUACAGGAAUUCCCAGAAUCCUUCAGUAUCCGAGGGUCACAUGAAGAUCCGGAUGUCUCUCUGCGUCUAGCCAUUGAUGUAUGCGACAACAUGAGGAACUGUCCGGGCUUUCCUGGCUGCAAGAAUCUUCACAUUUGUAAAUACUUCAUGUUAGACAACUGUAUUCAUACGAAGAGAAGAACCAGAAAUCCGUGUCCGUAUCCACAUUCCCUGGCCUCCAAACACAACAAGAAAGUCCUACAGUAUCACCAUAUGCUGUACCUAGAAGUGCAUACCAUACAAAAAAUGAUGCAGACUGAAGCCAAGGCGCGGGAACACACCAUGAGGGAAAACGCCCCGUUAAAGCUCUGCUAUUAUUACAACCGCCGUGUCUGCGAGAGAGAUAACUGUCCAUUCAUACACCUUUGUGAGUUCUUUGUUAAGGGCACAUGCAAAUUUGGAAGAAGAUGCAAAAAGAACCACGAUGUUUCUUCACGCGACGUUCAAGAAAUCCUCCUUGAAAACGACAUUGAUGUGGAUGGUAACGAAGACGAUAUUUUGGAGAACCUUCGAACAGAACUAUAUGGAAGAGAGGAGGAGGAGGAAGAGGAAUACUCAGAGGAGGAAGACCGGGCAGUGGAAGUACAGCCCCUGUCAUCGCUACCACGAAGGUAUGAGUCUACAUCCACAGGCAAUAUUACAAGUUUCUACCCCAACAUGAACGUUCACGAGAAUAAUGUUAAAUUACCAGCUAUACUAUUUAUACUAAUCUUUAAACUGUGAAUGCAGAUGUUUGAAUGCAAUAUUUAUGUGUUAUAUUUACGUACCAAAGCAAACUAACUUAACUUUGGUACCAAUUUUUAAAAAAAAAAUUCGACGAAGGGUUUCAGUUAAACUCACAAACGAAGGCUAGCUAAUUAUUUUUACAAGAAAUUCACAGCAUCACGAAUAGCUUGACCUAGUGAUUAAACGUACAUUUAUAUAAAACACGCUUCUUGAAAAUGUCGACGACAGAAUAGAUACACUCAUCCUUCAACGAUUGCUUACAACUUGGAUAAAACAAUCACAAAAUACUGUGGGUCACUGCCAAUGUGUAAUAAGUAAUAGAUAUAACCAUUGUAAAACUUCACUGGACUAUUAAGUGAGGCGAUACAUGAACAAAAAUCUACUAUGAAACCUUCGGGCUUCACAGUAUUUGAUCAUCUGACUGCCUCACUUUAUAUCCAGUAAACGUUUUUUUUCUACAUCUGGCGUCCUCCGUCUGUAUGUCCGGAUCUUGUUGGCAGGAUACAGACCGAACCGUAAACUCCAGGAUUUUACAACUUGGUACAUUUGAUCACCAUGAUAAGAGGAAGAUAGCUAUUGUUUUUCAAGGUCAAGGUCGUAGUACCACUUAGCGGGAAACCCUUGUGGGCAGGAUACAAACCCAACCGUAAGCUCCAGGAUAUUUUAACUUGGUAUAUUUGAUAACCAUGAUGAGAGAAAGAUGCCUUUUGUUUUUCAAGGUCAGAAGUCCAAGGUCAUAGUAUUAUUUAGUAGGAAAUCCUUGUAGGCAGGAUAAAAACCCAACUGUAAGCUCCAGAAUAUUGCAACUUUGUACAUUUUCUCCCCAUGAUGACAGGAAGAUGUCUUUUGUUUUUCGAGGUCUGAAGUCAAAGAUCAAGGUCGGAGUAUUAUUUACAUGUAGUAGUAAAACCUGUAGGCAGAAUACAAACCCAACCGUAAGCUCCAGGAUAUUGCAACUUGGUACACUCGAUCACCAUGAUGAGAGGAAGAUGCCUAUUGUUAUUCAAGGUUAUAGGUCAAAGGUCAAGGUCACAGUAUCACUUAAUUGGAAAACCUUGUAGGCAGGAUACAAACCGAACCUUCAGCUCCAGGAUAUUGAAACUUGGUACAUUUGAUCACUAUGAUGAGAGGAAGAUGCCUAUUAUUUCAAAGGCCAAGGUCAUAUUAUCACUUAGUAGGAAAACCUUGUAGGCAGUAUACAAACCGAACUGUUGGGACUAGGACCGUCAAACUUUGUACAUAUACACUUUAUGCCAAGUGGAGGAUACCGAUUGUCUCUUAAGGUCAAAGGUCAAGGUCGUAGUAGCAGGAUACAAACCGAUUCGUUGGGGCAAGGACCAAUAAACUUGGUACACAUGCGUCUUAUGCCAAAUGAAAAUAUUACAUAGAGAGUACAUGAUUUGUCUUGUUUUUUCGAUGCAAAGAAAGUAGGUCACACCCUGAUGAUUGCUGAUACUACUUGAAGGCAAGUUCUACAAAUCAUGGUGUAAGAAAAACGCCCUAUAUUAGCUUUUCACGGGCGUAUUAUGUACCGUUGGCGGUACUCUUGUUUAAAUAUGGAGAUGCUUACUCCUUACUCCUCUUAGGCACCUGAUUCCACCUCUGGUGUGACCAGGGGUGCGUGUUUGUCCAACUAUCUGUUUUGUAUUGCUAAUAAGAUUUAUGAGAUUGAUCACUGUUCGUUAUCUUCACAAUUCAUUUAUUUCUUAAUGAGAACUAAAGUCUAAUGGUGAUGUUAAUUAUGUCAUAUUUAGACAUGACGUCAUGUAAAUACAUGUACAUGUUUCACUAUAGGGUUAUAAAGAAAUUAACAUGCAAGGAUUUGAUGCAAUAUACCGAUAUUUUUCAAGUAUCAUUUGAAUUUUCUGUAAUAAUUGAAUACAAGAAAACCCUACUACUUGAAUAGAUUGGUAGAUAUGUAUCCAUUUAAUGAUAUCGAUAUCGUAAAAUGUGAUCUGCGGAAAGUCCUGAUAUGGUAAGUAAAACAAAUUGCCAGAAAUUGAUAUUACAAUCUGGAUACUGAUGCCUGUACAUCACAUGAUAUUACAAUCUGUAUACUGAAACCUGUACAUCACAUGAUAUUACAAUCUGAAUACUGAUGCCUGUACAUCACAUGAUAUUACAAUCUGUAUACUGAUACCUGUACAUCACAUGAUAUUACAAUCUGUAUACUGAAGCCUGUACAUCACAUGAUAUUACAAUCUGGAUACUGAUGCCUGUACAUCACAUGAUAUUACAAUCUGUAUACUGAUACCUGUACAUCACAUGAUAUUACAAUCUGUAUACUGAAGCCUGUACAUCACAUGAUAUUACAAUCUGUAUACUGAAACCUGUACAUCACAUGAUAUUACAAUCUGUAUACUGAUACCUGUACAUCACAUGAUAUUACAAUCUGUAUACUGAUACCUGUACAUCACAUGAUAUUACAAUCUGUAUACUGAUACCUGUACAUCACAUGAUAUUACAAUCUGAAUACUGAUGCCUGUACAUCACAUGAUAUUACAAUCUGGAUACUGAUGCCUGUACAUCACAUGAUAUUACAAUCUGUAUACUGAUACCUGUACAUCACAUGAUAUUACAAUCUGUAUACUGAUACCUGUACAUCACAUGAUAUUACAAUCUGGAUACUGAUGCCUGUACAUCACAUGAUAUUACAAUCUGUAUACUGAUACCUGUACAUCACAUGAUAUUACAAUCUGAAUACUGAUGCCCGUACAUCACAUGAUAUUACAAUCUGUAUACUGAAACCUGUACAUCACAUGAAUUACAAUCUGUAUACUGAUACCUGUACAUCACAUGAUAUUACAAUCUGAAUACUGAUACCUGUACAUCACAUGAUAUUACAAUCUGGAUACUGAUGCCUGUACAUCACAUGAUAUUACAAUCUGUAUACUGAUACCUGUACAUCACAUGAUAUUACAAUCUGAAUACUGAUGCCCGUACAUCACAUGAUAUUACAAUCUGUAUACUGAAACCUGUACAUCACAUGAAUUACAAUCUGUAUACUGAUACCUGUACAUCACAUGAUAUUACAAUCUGAAUACUGAUACCUGUACAUCACAUGAUAUUACAAUCUGGAUACUGAUGCCUGUACAUCACAUGAUAUUACAAUCUGUAUACUGAUACCUGUACAUCACAUGAAUUACAAUCUGAAUACUGAUACCUGUACAUCACAUGAUAUUACAAUCUGAAUACUGAUGCCUGUACAUCACAUGAUAUUACAAUCUGGAUACUGAUGCCUGUACAUCACAACUACUGAUUAUAUAAUUAUUA